Molecule: messenger RNA, 2026 nt
Organism: Punica granatum (pomegranate)
Lineage: Eukaryota; Viridiplantae; Streptophyta; Magnoliopsida; Myrtales; Lythraceae
Source: RefSeq, a predicted model, not a curated record
AACUGAUAGAAAUCAAAUCAACCUAGUAUUAAUAGCCUCGUGGUCUGCAGCAAAAUUCGACAUCGCCAGUCAUUUUUGACACAAUUGAAACAUUUGGGGGAGAUUCUCGAUUAAGUUUGAAGAAUUUUCGCGCUCGAUACGAUCCGAAACCCUAAAUCCCUAAAAAUCCUUCAAUCGGAGAUCGGCGAGGCUCCGGUUGCCGGGAAGGACUGAAAUCGAGCUAACGAGCACCUAUUUCAACCUUCCGCAGUUCACAAAUCGCAGCUGCGCGACCUCCAUAUCCGCCUGAGGAAGCCCUAAUUGCGGUUCGCCGACAUGGAUGCGAAGGACAUCCUAGGAUUGCCCAAAACGCAAUUUCCCAUCCCCCAGGAGAAGAAGUCCCGCCCCCCUAAGGAACCUCAGAGGAAACCCGAUGGCAUUUCGCGUGAGGUAUAUGCACUUACGGGCGGUAUCGCGCCGCUUAUGCCGUCGAUUGAGGUCUCUCAAUUGAAAAAGCGGCCGCCUUCAGAUGAGAAGAUAACCUGGCAGUGGCUUCCCUUCACAAAUUCUGCAAGAAAAGAUGACUUGCAGCUCUUCCAUUGGGUCAGAGUAGUGAAUGGUGUCCCACCAACAGGAGAUUAUGCCUUCGCCAAAUAUAACAAGAAGGUCAAUAUUGUCAAGUACACAGACGAGGAGUAUGAGAAAUACUUGAGUGAUCCUGCAUGGACGAAGGAAGAGACAGAUCAAUUGUUUGAGCUAUGUGAGCAAUUUGACCUCCGAUUUGUCGUGAUAGCAGACCGGUUCCCAUCAUCCCGAACUGUGGAGGAACUGAAGGAUCGAUAUUAUAGUGUUUCUCGAGCUAUAUUACUUGCCAGAGCUCCUUCUCCUGCUGAUGUUGCAGGGCAUCCUGUUGUAAAGGAACCUUACAAUAUGUCACAGGAGAUAGAGCGCAAGCGUGCUUUGUCAAUGGUCCUCUCUCACACAAAACAACAGGACCGAAAAGAUGCUGAGGUUCUGGCUGAAGCAAAAAGGAUAACUGAGUCACGUUUGGCUGCAAAGGGUGCUGAAGAGCCUGAUUUGCCGCCUACAGCCGGUGCUGGUGCAGAAAACAGUGAGAAAGCCAUGGCAACGGGUGACAUUGCGUCCCCUUCCAAUCCUUCUGCUGUUCCUGGAACUUCAGUUGUAAUGGCAGACAAUGCAUCUAUACUUGCUUCUCUUCGCAUGCUUCGUGUAUAUCUGCGAUCAUAUGCCCUUGAUCAAAUGGUGCAAGCUGCGAGCUCAUCUGCAGGACUUCGGACUAUUAAGCGGGUGGAACAGUUAAUGCAAGAGCUGGGGGUCAAUCUAAAACCAAAAGUCCCAACCAAAGCUGUGUGUGCUGAGCAUCUUGAAUUAAGAAGAGAUAUUUUGGCUCUUUUGAAUCUUCAAAAGCAGUUGCAAAAUAAAGAAGCAGAAGGUUCUUUUCAUGAUAGUCCGUACUCUGAAGCACCGGGCACUCCAAAGCGGUCAAAUCGUGACCAGGAUAGACCUUUUAUGCCCGAGGCCUUAAAUUUCGGAGCGGAUAGACUCGGCAAAAACAAUCAGAAGCGCAAGGGAUUGCAGGUGCCAGGGAGGACAUCAGAGGGUGCACCGUCGCCUGCUCAUAAGAGGCCUCGGAAGUUAAAGGCUUCCGAUCUGUAGCUCGUAGGGUGGAGACUGGAAGGGAGGAGCGAGGACAUGGCUUUGUGAAGGAGGAAAGCAGGGGAAAAGGAGAGGGACUGAGAGGAGGAGAAGAGAUAAUCGAAUUUGGGUCAAAUUUGAAUAGAAUAAAAAUUGGGGCUUUUUAAAAAUAUUUGGUGAGACCAGACGUACACGUGUCGGUCAGCUCAUGGUUUAAUUCAUUGAUGAAGUGGUGAAUUGAGUUCACCUAAUAAUUUCUCAAAACUUGGUGUAUCCGAGCGCUUCUAUUCUCUUCGCAUCGCUUAGAAUUACCCUUGUAAUUGUUUAAUUCGCCCGAUUAUUUUGGCCGAACUUGGGUACAUCUACCAAUUCUACUACCAGUGGUACACAU